Molecule: messenger RNA, 3645 nt
Organism: Fonticula alba
Lineage: Eukaryota; Rotosphaerida; Fonticulaceae
Exons: 7
Coding region: 1-3645 (1214 amino acids)
Biological process (GO): DNA-templated transcription
Cellular component (GO): RNA polymerase II, core complex
Molecular function (GO): DNA binding; DNA-directed RNA polymerase activity; ribonucleoside binding
Source: RefSeq, a predicted model, not a curated record
AUGGCGGUGACAGUCUGGGUGUCUGGAGUACCGGAUCCGUGGGUCUGUUUCAGAUUGGAUGCGUUCGACUCCUACAGCAGUGUGGACUCCGACGGCCAGCUGCGCCAGGAGGAUUUCUGGCCGGUCAUUGAGGCCUUCUUUUCUGACAAGCAGCUGGUUCGUCAGCAGUUGGACUCCUUCGACAACUUUGCCCUGCGCAAUGUGUCGGCCAUCAUCACCGACGAGUCCACCAUCACCGUCGGUGUGCAGCGCCAGUACUCCACGGUCAAUGAGAAUGAGAUCACCUUCUCGUUGGAGUUCCACGACCCGACUCUCCUGUCGCCCGGUGCCGAGGACGACAAGUGCGAGCGGACCGGAAGUUACCACGAUAAGUUCCUCCUGCCGAAUGAGGCGCGCCUGCGUGGCUUGACUUACGAGGCCGCACUCAACGUGCAGAUUGCCCAGCGUAAGAGCACCGCCGACGGUGUGGACCAGUCGCAAUUCAAGUUCGCCAUUGCUCGCAUCCCCAUCAUGGUCCGGUCCUCUCGGUGCUCCUCCAUCACGGCCUCCGUCAACAACCCCUCGCGCUCGCGGUCCUCCUACGAGACCGGCGAGUGCCGCUUCGACCAGGGCGGCUACUUCAUCAUCAAUGGCAAUGAGAAGGUCAUCAUCGCGCAGGAGCGCCUGGCCAACAACCAGGUGUAUGUCUUCCAUGCCCAGUCGAACAAGCACUCCUACACGGCGCACAUCAAGUCCGUCUCGUCGCGCCUCAACCGGCCCCCCUCUUCGGUGUACAUCACCAUGUCCAAGUCCCUGAACGACGGCCCCGGCCGGCUGAUUGAGGUGCACUUGACCAACAUCAAGACGCCCAUUCCCCUGUUCAUCAUCUUCCGCGCCAUGGGUGUUGAGUCGGAUUCGGACAUUCUCUCGCACAUUUGCUACAACCUGGAUGACAAUGAGAUGAUCGACUUCCUGGCCCCCACCAUCGAGCAGGCCUUCGACUACCAGGACCGGCGGUCGGCCCAGGCGUUCAUCGGCCUGCGCGCCAACACCGAGGGUGUGUCGGUGGAUGCGGCCUCGCGCCAGGCGAGCGAGCUCCUGCGCAAGGAGCUCUUGCCCCAUGUGGUGGGCGAUGUCCGCCAGAAGGUCAUGUUCCUGGGGCACAUGGUCCACCGGCUGCUGAUGGUGGCCCUGGGCCGCUGGCCGCAGGAUGACCGUGAUCACUAUGCCAAGAAGCGCUGUGACCUGGCCGGGCCCCUGUUGACCGAGCUCUUCCGCACGCAGUUCAAGCGCUAUCGCCGGCACAUCGGGUCCUCGCUGGAGAAGACCCUCCUGUCGAAGUUGGACCAGGCGUCGGUGCGCCGGCCGCUCAAUGGCGACAUGAUUGGCGGUGGCAUUCGGUAUGCCCUGUCGACCGGCAACUGGACCGGCGACAGUAAGGAGUCCUCGAGCGCCCGGUCCGGUGUGUCGCAGAUGCUCAACCGGCUGACCUAUGCCUCGACCCUGGCCAACCUCCGUCGGUUGACGUCGCCGGCCGGGCGCGAGGGCAAGAGUGUCGGCCCGCGGCAGCUCCACAACACCACUUGGGGCAUUCUCUGCCCGGCCGAGACCCCGGAGGGUGGGUCCUGUGGGCUGGUCAAGAACCUGGCCCUGAUGGCGUACAUCACCCGCGGCAUCAUCGAUGAUGAGCAUCGAAAGAUGAUCAUCGGUCUGCUGUCGGAUUCCGGUGUGGACCGGCUGUCGGAGAUUUCGCCGGAAAGUGUGCGCAAUGCCACCAAGGUCUUCCUGAAUGGCGAUUGGUUCGGCAUCACCACCUACCCCUCGGACUUGAUCGACAGCUUGCGGUAUCAGCGCCGGAAUGGCAAGAUCCUGCAGAAUGACAAUGACGGCCUGGAUCCGCUCAUUCUCUCGGAGAUGUCGGUGGUGAUGGAUGUCCGCGAGGGGGAGAUCCGGAUCAACACCGAUGCCGGCCGCAUUACCCGGCCGCUGUUGAUCGUCGAUCGCCAUGGCGAUGUCCCGACGUUGAACAUCACCCGGGAGAUUCUGGCCGAGCUGCGCAGCAUGAAGUCCGACGGGACGGCCGAGUCCGACUCGCAGCGCUGGCAGCAGCUCCUCAACCACGGCAUCGUCGAGUAUUUGGAUGUCGAGGAGGAGGAGUGCUCCAUGAUUGCCAUGACCCCGGAAAGCAUUGCCACCAGUGCCGUGCCCACGGACCUGGUUGUGCGCAAGCACUGCGACACGCACACCCACUGUGAGAUUCACCCGUCCAUGAUUCUCGGUGUGGCGGCCUCGCUCAUUCCCUUCGCCCAUCACAACCAGUCCCCGCGUAAUGUGUACCAGGCUGCCAUGGGCAAGCAGGCCAUGGGUGUGUAUGCCAGUAACUUCAUGCUGCGCAUGGACACCACGGCCCACGUGCUGUACUAUCCGCAGGCGCCGCUGUGUGGUACUCGUGCCAUGGACUUCAUGCACUUCCGUGACAUGCCGGCCGGGCAGAAUGCCAUCUCUGCGAUUGCCUGCUACUCGGGCUACAACCAGGAGGAUUCCAUCAUCAUCAACCAGUCGGCCAUUGAUCGUGGUCUCUUCCGGUCCAUCUACUUCCGGACGUACAUCGAGAAGGAGAAGGAGGGCGCCGAGACCAUUGCCAGCUCUUCGCUGGUCAUCACCAAGCCGGACAUCUCGCGCAUGGACAAGAACAAGGGCAGCAACCUGGACAAGAUGGACACCGAUGGCCUGGUGCCGCCUGGCAUCCAGGUCGGCAAGGAUGACGCCAUCAUCGGCAAGGUGGUCAUUUCCACCGGGUCCGAGCUUCACAGUGACCAUUCGAAGAUCCUGCGCGAGAAUGAGCAUGGUGUCAUUGACAAGGUCAUUGUCACCCAGGACCUGGAGCAUAUCAAGUGCAUUCGCAUGCGUCUGCGGAAUAUCCGCAUCCCGCAGAUCGGCGACAAGUUUGCCUCGCGUCACGGGCAGAAGGGCACCGUGGGCAUCACCUACCGGCAGGAGGACAUGCCCUUCACAGAGGAGGGCAUUGUGCCGGACCUGAUCAUCAAUCCCCAUGCCAUUCCUUCGCGAAUGACCGUUGGCCAUUUGAUCGAGUGUCUCCUGUCCAAGGUGGCCUCGCUGAAUGGUGUGUAUGGUGAUGCCACGGCCUUCGGCCAUAUGACCGUGGACAGUGUGUCCGAGGCCCUGGAAAAGCAGGGCUACCAGAAGCGUGGCUUUGAGAUCAUGUACAAUGGCCACACCGGGCGCAAGCUCCAUGCGCAGGUUUUCCUCGGGCCCACCUUCUACCAGCGUCUGAAGCAUCUGGUCGAUGACAAGAUUCACUCGCGUGCACGCGGCCGCAUGGUCCAGCUUACGCGCCAGCCGAUGGAAGGUCGUGCGCGUGAUGGUGGUCUGCGUUUCGGUGAGAUGGAGCGCGAUUGCAUUAUCGCCCACGGCAUGGCGGCUUUCCUGAAGGAGCGGCUCUUCUAUCAGUCCGAUUGCUAUCGGGCUCAUGUGUGUGACCUGUGCGGCCUCUUCGCUGCGGCCAAUCUGCGCAAGGCGCAUCUCAGUUGCCGCGCGUGCAGCAACAACAUCUACAUUUCCCAGGUGGAGAUCCCCUACGCUGCCAAGCUCCUCUUCCAAGAGAUGAUGAGCAUGUGCAUUGCCCCGCGCAUUUGCGUCGGCUGA